Gavialis gangeticus (Gharial) is the source of this 3475-nucleotide messenger RNA. It is a transcript of the gene GUCY2F, whose product is annotated as guanylate cyclase 2F, retinal. Bases 30 to 3458 code for a protein of 1142 amino acids. Gene Ontology annotation, biological process: protein phosphorylation; intracellular signal transduction; cGMP biosynthetic process. The record is from RefSeq and is a predicted model, not a curated record. The transcript has 18 exons. Gene Ontology annotation, molecular function: peptide receptor activity; protein kinase activity; guanylate cyclase activity. NCBI's taxonomy places the organism in Eukaryota, Metazoa, Chordata, Crocodylia, Gavialidae.
AACAGCUGCAAAUACAUGCACAAUUUACCAUGAGAAAGGUAAAUGCAGUCUGCUUUUCUUCCAACAGCUGGCAGAACGCCGUAUGGGCUCCUGAAGAAUUCAGCUUGGCUCUAACCUGCUGUAAGACAAUGUCCUUUCUCCCGCUGUGUUUUAACAGCUUGUUCCGGGUGCUGUGGAAGAACAUUAGAUUGCAUCAGUCCAGUGUUUUGAGGUCCUAUUGGACAUCUUCAUUUUUGGAGGCUCUGGGGUGGCUGGUUUUGGGCAUAAUCAUGCUUAGCUGUCCAGCACAUUGUGAAGCCUUUAAAAUGGGACUAGUAGGACCCUGGGAUUGUGACCCCUUCUUUUCCAAAGCCUUUCCUGAAGUGGCUGCUAAGUUAGCAGUGGACCGAAUCAAUGAGGACCCUUCUCUAGAUCUUGACCAGGAGUUGGAUUACAUAAUCCUACAAGAAGGAUGUGAAACGUCCAAAGCCCUGGCUAGAUUCCUUGACUUUGAAAUAGUUUCAUCAGUUUUUGUAGGCCCUCUGAACCCUGGAUACUGUGAUGUUGCUACAUUGUUAGGGAAUAAUUGGAAUAAAGCCAUCUUUUCAUGGACGUGCAUCAACUCUGAGCUGGAUGCGGCCAUAAAUGAGCUUACACUUGCAAGGACCUUGCCUUCCCCAAUCAGGGUUUUAUUCAUUUUAAUGAAAUACUUUCACUGGGCUCACAUUGGCAUCAUCUCUUCGAAGGAGGAUAUCUGGGUGGACACUGCGUACCAGCUGGCUAGGGCUUUCAGGAAUGAAGGACUUCCUGUAGGAAUUGUAACCUCGAUGGGUAAUGGGGACAAAGACACUGACAAGGCUUUGAAGGAGAUUGCAGGCGUUAAAAGCAUUAGAAUUAUCAUUAUGUGCAUGCAUUCUGUGCUCAUUGGAGGGGAAGAGCAGGCGGCCUUGCUCACAAGAGCUCAUGAAAUGGGAAUAACAGAUGGAAGAUACGUCUUUGUUCCAUACGACACUUUACUUUACAGUCUCCCUUACCAAAACAAUUCGUUCAAUGCUUUUGACAACAACCGUAAGCUCCAGGAGGCAUAUGAUGCUGUACUGACUAUCACGAUGGAGGCUGAAGAAAGGACAUUUUACGAUGCAUUCAGGGAAGCUAAAGAAAGUGGUGAAAUCCCAAUGGAGCUAGAAACCGAACAGGUCUCUCCACUCUUUGGAACAAUUUACGAUGCCAUCUACUUCAUGGCCAAAGCUCUUGAGAAUGCUCGAAAGGAAGGGGAUGCAGUUUCAGGACCAAUUUUGUCAGAAAACAUCAAAAACCUGGACUUCCCUGGAUUCAGCCAGAGGAUACGCACAGACAACGGUGGGCAGGGGCUGAACAACUAUAUGGUAUUGGACACAGUGGGCCAAGGGAACCAGCUUUUUCCAACCUACUUGGUGGACAUGUCUGCUAAAUCGGUGCAGUUCUUAGGCCGACCGAUACACUUCCCUGGCGGAUCCCCACCGAGACCAGACUCCGGCUGCUGGUUUGAUCAGAACGGCGUAUGCAGUGGAGGUAUUGAACCUAUGAUGGUGAUGCUGGGACUGGUACUGAUAAUUAUCCUGGUGCUGUGUGGUGCAGGUCUUGCUCAUCUCAUCAGGAACACCCUCAUAAAGAUCCAGUUAGUCAAGGGGCCUAAUAAAAUCUUACUGACAUUGGAUGACCUCACAUUUAUAAACCCUAACCUGAGCAAGAAGAGGCUGACCUUGAGUAGCCUGAGUGAUGCAAAGACACUUUCUGAUGGCCGAAGCCUGAAAUCUGUAACGGCUCGCUCCUCGUCUCUGGAAAGCACAGAGGCAACACAUGAAACCUCCAGUGUGGCUUUGUUUGAGGGAGACUGGGUGUGGCUGAAGAAAUUUGAGUCGGGAGCAUUUCAAGACCUGCGACAAAGUUCCACCGGCAUACUGCGAAAGAUGAAAGAUCUACGUCAUGAAAACGUGAAUCCAUUCAUGGGCUUUUUCUCCGACUGCGGCCUCUUUGCCAUAGUGACAGAGCACUGUUCCAGAGGCAGCCUGGAAGACCUCCUGAGAAACGAGGAUGUGAAACUGGACUGGAUGUUCAAAUCAUCUCUUCUGAUGGAUUUAAUUAAAGGAAUUAAGUAUUUACAUCACCGGGAUUUUCCUCAUGGGCGUCUCAAGUCUCGUAACUGCGUGGUGGACGGGCGGUUUGUGCUGAAGAUCACUGAUUAUGGAUAUAAUGAGCUCUUAGAAGCACAAAAAUGUCCGCGUGCUGAGCGAUCACCAGAAGAACUGCUUUGGACAGCUCCUGAAUUACUGAGAGAGCCAGACAUGAUCAGAACAGGCACAUUUAAAGGAGACAUUUAUAGCUUCUCCAUCAUCUUACAAGAAGUAAUUGUUCGAGGGCCGCCGUACUGUACCACAGAUCUCCCUGCUGCCGAAAUCAUCCAGAAGGUGAAGAAGCCUCCACCCAUCUGUCGGCCAAACAUCGCCAUGGAGCUGGCCCCCCUGGAGUGUAUUCAGCUGAUGAAACAGUGCUGGAGCGAAUCACCAGAACGAAGACCAACAUUUGAGGAGGUAUUUAAUAAGUUCAAAACCAUCAACAAAGGCAAAAAAACCAAUAUAAUUGACUCCAUGCUCAGAAUGCUUGAGCAGUACUCAAGCAACCUGGAAGAUUUAAUUCGGGAACGGACAGAAGAGCUGGAAAUUGAAAAACAGAAGACAGAGAAACUUCUGUCACAAAUGCUCCCCCCGUCAGUGGCAGAAGCACUUAAAACCGGUGGCACAGUCGAACCGGAAUAUUUUGACCGGGUCACCAUCUACUUCAGUGACAUCGUUGGAUUCACGACCAUCUCCGCCCUCAGUGAGCCCAUUGAGGUGGUCGAUCUCCUCAAUGAUCUUUAUACACUCUUUGAUGCUGUCCUUGGUAACCAUGAUGUUUACAAGGUGGAAACAAUUGGUGAUGCCUACAUGGUCGCAUCAGGGCUUCCAAAACGAAAUGGAAACAAGCACGCUGCUGAAAUAGCCAAUAUGUCUCUGGACAUUCUCAGUUCAGUGGGCUCUUUUAAAAUGAGGCACAUGCCAGAAGUACCCGUCAGGAUACGAAUAGGACUGCAUACAGGGCCUUGCGUAGCAGGUGUGGUGGGCCUGACAAUGCCUCGCUACUGUCUGUUUGGGGACACGGUGAACACCGCUUCGCGAAUGGAAUCCACCGGGCUGCCUUACAGAAUCCAUGUCAACCGAACCACAGUGGAAACGCUUCAGAGCCUAAAUGAAGGCUAUGAGAUAGUACUCAGGGGGAAAACAGAACUGAAGGGCAAAGGGAUAGAAGACACAUAUUGGCUAGUUGGGAAACAAGGCUUCCUGAAACCAUUACCAGAACCUCCUGACAUAAAACCAGGGCAAAACUGGCAAGAGACCCUGACCAAAGAAAUCAAGAUGGCAGUGAGGGACGCAAAGAAAAACACCAUCAAACGCAAACUUUAACGAGAAUGGAAGCAAAA